This is a messenger RNA of Rhodamnia argentea, 3036 nucleotides long. RefSeq lists its product as uncharacterized. The record is from RefSeq and is a predicted model, not a curated record. Lineage: Eukaryota; Viridiplantae; Streptophyta; Magnoliopsida; Myrtales; Myrtaceae. The transcript has 2 exons. Bases 78 to 2531 code for a protein of 817 amino acids.
AAUAAUAUUUAAGGGUCGCAUAAAGAGGAAGAAGAAUCUGCUAAUGUCUUAGGGCACCUCCCCCGCUGAGAUGAGAGAUGGAAUGCAACAAGGAGGAGGCUCUCCGGGCGAAGGAGAUCGCCGAGAAGAAGUUGAUGGAGUCGGACGUCCAUGGCGCCCACAAGUUCGCCGUCAAGGCCAGGAGUCUGUACGCCGGCCUCGACGGCCUUUCUCAGCUCGUGGCGACUCUCGACGUCUACGUGUCGGCCCAGAAGAAGAUCAACGGGGAGGCGGAUUGGUACGGAAUCCUCGGCGUCGAUCCUUCCGCCGAUGACGACGCGAUCCGGAGGAGUUAUAGGAAGCUCGCGCUUCUUCUUCAUCCCGACAAGAACAAAGCGGUGGGCGCCGAUGGCGCUUUCAAGAUUCUCUCCGAGGCCUGGAGCUUGCUGUCCGAUAGAGCGAAGAGAUACGCGUAUGACCUGAAGCGCAACUCGAGGGUCCGCAAUGGGAAAUUCCCGACGCCGGGCCAUCAGAAUGGAUUUCACAGUUUUCCAGGUACGCAUCAGAACGACAAUGCGGGCGAUUGGAGGAGUGCUUCGACUUCUCCUUAUCAGAAUACGAAUGGUGGGAGUUGGAGGGGCAGUGCUGCUUAUGUGGUUCGCAAUUCGUCUUAUCCCCACCGGGAUUGCAACACUAGGGACUGGAAGAGUGCUGCUGACGCUAAUUAUGCUUCAGCCUCUCCUCGGACAUCAUUUUGGACACAGUGCGGUGGUUGCCGAAUGAAGUAUGAAUACCUGAUUCGCUACCUAAAUCAGCAGAUUCUCUGCCCCAGCCCCGGCUGCCGUAAACCCUUUGUGGCCAACGAGAUUCCACCUCCACCAGUAGAUGGACAUAGGUCAUCUGAUUCGCAGGCUUUCUUUGAAGCACAACAGUAUCCUUGUCGAAUGAGAAAUCAUGGGCAUGCAUCUCCUGCCCCAAAUGCACGUUCAACCAGCUUCUCUGGUAUUCACUUGCCGCCGCAGUUUGCUUCAUCCUAUGGCACAUUACCCAAAUUCGCAAGUGAUAAUAGUGCCCCGGCACCUGCAUCAUAUGCUCCUCAAGCUUCAGGUGUGUUUGAGCCUCUAUUUCGGCACCGGAAGAGAGGCCGCGGAGUGGCAGCUGCUGUCCAAGAGGAGUACGGUGAGAGGAUUCAAAUGUCUAAGAAGGCUCGAAGUGAUUCAGUGAGCAUGUCGGCUGAUGCCAAUUCCCUAGAAACUGAUCGGAUUGAGAAAAGGAAAGUUGAUGAAGGCGGCAUAAAUAAGAAAGUCUCAGAGGGUGCAGGUCAGGUAGCAUUUGCAAAUAGUAGAGGAGUCGUAACAGGAACUACGCCUGGACUUCAAAAGGGAUCGCUGGAUCGGGGGAGGGUUAAUUUCAGUUUAAUUAAUCGGUAUAACGGCUUGAGGGAUGUUUCUCUCCUAGAAUUGCGAAAUAUGCUGAUACAUAAAGCCAAAACAGAUAUUCGUAAGAAGCUUGAUGAAUGGAGAGUUGAGAAAGAACCUUCAAAUGGACGAAAUUCUUUGCAAGGGGAGGUCAAGCUGAAGUAUGGGAAAGUGCAGAAGGCUCCCGCGAGUGGUGCUAAGACCGCUCCUGUUAAGCAUAGUGAGCCCGUGGAUGGUAAGGACAGAGUUCAGAUGGAAAAGACUUCCCAUUCUAUUUCCAAUAUCAAAUCUGAAGCAGAGAACUUUGUCCCUAUGCAAAUGGUCGUUACAGACCCUGAUUUUUAUAAUUUUGACAAGGAUCGGACAGAGGAUUCAUUUGCUGAUAAUCAAGUCUGGGCUGCUUAUGAUGAUGAUGAUGGGAUGCCCCGUUACUACGCUCUGAUCCACACUGUCAUGUCAUUGAAACCAUUCAAGAUGCGCAUAAGUUGGCUUAGUUCCAAAACUAACCAAGAACUUGGCCCUACGUGUUGGGUUGGAUCUGGCUUCGCCAAGACCUGUGGGUAUCUGCGAAUAGGGAAAUCUGUUGUUGAUAACUCCCUUAAUGCUUUCUCGCAUAGGAUGAAGUGGACAAAAGGCGCAAGGGGCUUAAUUCACAUUUAUCCCUUGAAGGGAGAUGUUUGGGCUCUAUAUAGGAACUGGUCUUCUGAUUGGAAUGAGUUAACUCCAGAUGAGAUAAUACACAGCUAUGAUAUGGUUGAAGUGAUCGAAGAUUACAGCGAUGAGCUUGGUGUUACUGUUGCUCCACUCAUCAAAGUUUGUGGCUUCAAGACUGUGUUUCAGAAGCAUCCAGAUCCUGGGAAAUUAUGGACGGUUCCAAGGGAGGAAAUGUUUCGGUUCUCUCAUCAGGUCCCUGCUCACUUGCUUACAGGUGAAGAAGGUGCAAAUGCUCCUAAAGGAUGCUGGGAGCUUGAUCCUGCAUCCACACCUCUGGAACUUCUUCAGGUGGUAACAACUACUGGCAGAGGGUUGGAAGCCAAAGUGGACGGUACGGCCAGUGUUACGGUGAAGGGGAUGAAAGCCAAGGAAGAAGUGAUGCUAGUGUACAAGCGCAAACUAAAAGGGAAGCAGUCAUGAUGCAUUUAGUCAUCUUUUUGCAUGCUUUUGGACCAUUUCACCUGGUUAGAUUGCAUAGGUCAGUGUAGUUUUGGAGUCUGAAACCACAACAAUCUGAACUAAUCCGCUGAGGAGUGUACUGUUUCUACUAUCUUAUUCAGCAUUUUUUGGGUAGCCAUUUGAUAUCGGUAGUUAGCAGUUAUUCUGCAAAUUCGGCUGGUAACUAUGGGUUGAUGAAAACUCAAGAUUUUGUUCAAGGUCAGAAAUCUUCAGAAGAUAAAUUUUCGGCUUUAUAGUAACUUUGAGGAUAGUUUGAUUUCUUUACUAGGAUUAGCUCAUUAGUAGCUUUUCUGAUGAAGAUAUCCGAUUUCCCUCAUUAAUGCUUUCUUAGGGGAACAGGGAUAACAAAGGUGGCCAAAUCUGUAUAAUCUGGCUUAACCAUUCACUUUUAACUUUUUUUGUAUUCAUGUUGCUGAACUAAGAUUCCAAUGUACAGAUAUUCAUUUUAUAUAUGACCUUUUCCCUA